Messenger RNA from Plodia interpunctella (Indianmeal moth), 5390 nucleotides. RefSeq names its product Glutamate-gated chloride channel subunit alpha (gene GluClalpha). The record is from RefSeq and is a predicted model, not a curated record. Lineage: Eukaryota; Metazoa; Arthropoda; Insecta; Lepidoptera; Pyralidae. Gene Ontology annotation, molecular function: excitatory extracellular ligand-gated monoatomic ion channel activity; transmitter-gated monoatomic ion channel activity involved in regulation of postsynaptic membrane potential; transmembrane signaling receptor activity. Bases 1073 to 2170 code for a protein of 365 amino acids. The transcript is spliced from 10 exons. Gene Ontology annotation, biological process: nervous system process; chemical synaptic transmission; signal transduction. Gene Ontology annotation, cellular component: neuron projection; synapse; plasma membrane.
GCCUAAAAAUAACAACGUCAUGGAUAUUGCUUUGAUUUAUAUUGCUAGGAUAAUUUUAUACAACAAUAUUUUGUGGUAAACAUUUUAAUGGAUUAUUAUUUAAAACUAGGUUCAGUGUUCCGCGGCUCCACUCCAGCGGGAAUUGCGGGGAUUGUGUUCUAAUUAAUAAAUAUUCAAAUAUUGUUUUUUUUUUUUUGAUAGGGUUUUAUUUUGAAAUCAGACUUGUUUCAGAGAUAAACAUCGUCCAAAAUAUAUAUAAUAUAAUAAUUAAUUAAUUGAUAUAGCAGUAUGUAUCGAUACUUAUAUUCGUAAGGUCGUUAACGCAAACAAAUAAUGCACGGUUAGAAUUUCAAACGGCAAACGGACAAUUGUUAAUGAAUUCUACGUUGUCGUCUGUAUUUAAUGUAAUGUAGACGGGUUAUUUUUGAUCAACAUUCUAUUGGCAGUUUGGCAGCGGUUAAAUUCUCAAAAGUACUAAUUAUCUAGUGAACGCGAUGUUUUUACCUAAUUUCUAAGUUGUAUUUUCGUCUUUUAAUAGAACCCAUUGAAAUGUAAAAACAAGUCAAAAUCACGCCUUGCCAACUAAACGCACAAAAAUAGUAGCUCGUUCAAACCGUCUCGAAAUUACGCCGUGUAAUGUAACUGAACGCAAAUUAAAUUAAUGGAACAAAGAUUUUUCACAUCAUCGUGAUACAAAAAUAGAAUCAUAAAUCACGCUGUUUUUACUCAUUGAAAGGAAGGAAAAACCUUCUUGGUUACGUCACAAGUGCCCAUCUAUCAUUAAGAGAGAGAAUUGUACCAAGAGAAUUCACCAAAGUGCUAAAGAAUCUCUCUGAAGUAGGUACACAAAAAGAUUUAUAAAAAGUUACAAGAUUUCGGAUAAUAAAACACAAGAGCAGAGAGCAGCGUCUUGUUUCUUUCAGGCAAGAUAUUCAGAUGGGCCAGCGGUUGUGAACGUCAAUAUAUUUGUCAGAAGUAUAUCAAAGAUCGAUGACGUCACGAUGGCGACGCGCCAACGUUAGUUCGCGUCAACCUGUAUCUACGAUCCAUCAGCAAAAUAGAUGAUUACAAAAUGGAAUAUUCUGUGCAGCUGACGUUCCGAGAACAAUGGUUAGACGAGAGACUGAAAUUCAACAACUUAGGAGGUCGUUUAAAAUACUUGACCCUGACGGAAGCUAACAGAGUAUGGAUGCCGGACUUGUUUUUCUCCAAUGAGAAGGAGGGCCACUUCCACAACAUCAUCAUGCCAAAUGUCUACAUCCGAAUCUUCCCGAACGGCAACGUGCUGUACAGCAUUCGGAUCUCAUUGACGCUGUCCUGUCCGAUGAACCUCAAGCUUUAUCCCUUAGAUAAACAAACGUGCUCAUUGAGAAUGGCCAGCUAUGGCUGGACGACUGAUGACCUGGUGUUCCUGUGGAAGGAAGGGGACCCGGUGCAGGUGGUGAAGAACCUCCACCUUCCUCGUUUCACACUGGAGAAGUUCCUCACAGACUAUUGUAACAGCAAAACGAAUACAGGUGAAUACAGCUGUCUGAAAGUGGACCUGCUGUUCAAGCGCGAGUUCAGUUACUACCUGAUCCAGAUCUACAUCCCGUGCUGCAUGCUGGUCAUCGUGUCCUGGGUCUCCUUCUGGUUAGACCAGGGCGCCGUGCCUGCGAGAGUCUCACUAGGAGUAACAACUCUCCUGACAAUGGCGACUCAAUCGUCAGGCAUCAACGCUAGCUUACCACCAGUAUCAUAUACCAAAGCCAUCGACGUCUGGACGGGGGUCUGUUUAACCUUCGUGUUCGGGGCGCUACUGGAAUUCGCUCUGGUGAACUACGCGUCAAGGUCUGACAUGCAUAGGGAGAUGAUGAAGAAGACGAAGCGGGAGAUGGAGACGGCGGCGAGUAUGGACGCCGCGUCUGAUCUCCUGGAUACUGACAGCAACGCGACGUUUGCUAUGAAACCGCUGGUUCGCGACGGCAUGCUGGACUCGAAGAUGAGGCAGUGCGAGGUGCGCAUGUCUCCUCCCAGGAAGAACUGCUGCCGAAUAUGGAUGUCCAAGUUCCCGACCAGGUCCAAGAGGAUAGACGUCAUCUCCAGGAUUACAUUCCCGCUGGUCUUCGCUAUAUUUAAUUUGGCUUACUGGUCAACCUACUUAUUCCGCACCGAGGACGAAGAGAAGUGAUUUUCCGUGACAGCCGGCGGCGGCUUGCAGGUGGCGAGUCUCGCGUGCGCGGUGCUCGCCCCCUACGUGGUGUUCCUGGCCGCGUACGCCGUCUGCCUCAGGCGCCCCGCCGCGCCCCGCGCCCCCAGCGCGCCCCGCGCCCCCAGCGCGCCCCGCGCCCCCAGCGCGCCCCGCGCCCCCAGCGCGCCCCGCGCCCCCCGCGCCACUCCCGGGCGACGACAGGCGAGGUGUCCUCGAGUUUGACUUUAACUCUCUAGAGCCAUGCACUCACUCACCCCAUCUGAUAUAGGAAUCGGUCGACACAAUCAUUCGAUCAGAGCUAGACGAUAUUACAAUUCUGAAUUCCUUCUAAAAUACAACAGGCACCUGAUUCCUCGAGUUUAGCUUCGAAAAGGAGAAAUAAAACAACCAACCAGUCAAAAGGCUCUCGAUAAAUUUACAGAUACAUACGCAGUCUUUCUUUGGAUCAUCAGUCCAGAUGCAACACAAGCAAACAGAGAAAGGAAACAUAACGAGAAACAUGAAACAUUUUAGGGUUAAGAGGAUUUGGUGUUGAGACAAAGAGAUCUCGAUUUGAUAAAACAUCUUCAAUAUACUCUACCUCAUAUAUAUCCAGAUCAAAAUCGUAAAUGCUCUAGAAUUUGAAGUACCGAUAAAUAUCUGCUCUUGAUGGACAUAGCCCAAAGGAACAAGCGAGUAUAAAGGCCGCCACGCCAAUCCACAAUGGUCUAGCCGGUUCUUCAUUUUGGCAUGCAAACAGAUUCAAUUUGCUGCCAAUGUAGUUACUAGUCAAAAAGACGCUUAAAGUGGUGUAUGGGAUAUAAUGAUUAUACAAAUGUAUUCAUAAAUUAUUAUACAUAUACGAUGCACAUGUAUUGGUUAUUUUUAGAUAGUAAAAUGCUGAUUAUAUCAGGCGAAUGAAAAACCGGCUAAUAAUCGAAGAACACCUAUUUAAGCUCAGAUAUUAUUAUUUAUCUAUUAAGAUAAAAAAAAUAGUUAUGUAAUUAAUUUAGUUCAUUACUUAUGUGUAUUUAAAUGUAUAAAAAUUUCUUUCCGAAAGAAAGGUUUUUGAUAAUUUUACCAAAAAACGGCUCCAUGUAUGGAAAAAUAUUAAAAUGUAUGUUAAUAUAUAGCUGUAGAUGUAAGACGAUGCAUGAUUACAAACAUAGAAAUAUUUAUGUACUGUCGAGAGGUAACGCGACAUUAGACUGUAUCCGUAUUAAAAUACGGAAUAGAUUAGCAUAUUAUAUCAUUUUUGAUGGAAACCUUUUCUAUGUGAACAUUUGAAUAUGUUAUGUAUUCAUUCAUCAAAAAUAUUUAAGUUAAAACUAUUCCCGUUAUUAUUAAAAAUAUGCUCUGAUUGGACCUGGAUUAGUUAUUGUUUCGUUCUUUCAAUGUUAAAUACCGAAAAGAGAGGAGAUAAAGAAAAGAAUAACUAUUUCAGGUCUAAACAAAGAAUAUUUUUUAUUAAUAAAAGUGCAUGAGAAUGAUGUGACCUCGGUCGUAUUAGAUUACAUUACUAAUCGUUAGAAAAUAGCCUAAUAUAGCGAAAAGACGUUAAUGUACGAUACAACUGAUGGCCUAGACCACGUGGUUUCAUUUAUAACCUAAUUAAGAAAUCGUCUAUAAGACAAAAGGAAUUUAUUCAUUAUUUAGUAACUAGUUCUUAGAUAAGUGUAAUGUUUAGAUAUGUUUAAAGGUUAUUUUCCAUUUAAAAGGUCUUAUACAAAUGUGGACGUUAACAGAGUUUAUCACCAAAUUAUAUUUCAAUUAUUUAAUUUGAUUUUAGUCUUAGUAAUAAGUGCUAUUUCAAUUAUAUUUGAAACGAAUGCUUGUCCGGAUUUUUUAUUGAUAAAAACCACUGAAUAAAAUAAAAUGUGUGUUUAAAAUAAUAACUAUUUUGAGGUACAUUGUUGGAUGAUGUGAUCUUUUUCUCCCUCUUAUUUUGGUAAAUAUAGGAUCUUUUAAUGGGAAACUUAGGUACGUGGUUAAAUGUAUAUAGUUGGGCCAAUAACUCUCUACACCUGUGUCGCUCACUGUACAGUUAUCUAUAUUAAAUAUAGUAUAAUAUUACUUAUUAAACACUGUUAAGAUUUUAUUAAUAUUCAUUUUAUGUCACACUAUGUCUAUGCGUGUCACUGUACAUAUUCUCAAUGUUUCCUAUUAACUAUUUGUGGGAGAGUACUCUUGAAAUGUCUAUACCGUUCGUUAAAAGAUUUUUUGAAUCUUUUAUCUUUUUAUUCUAAUUUCGUAUUAAAAUUUUAUGACCAAAUAUAUAAUUUUCUUGCGUUGCAAUAUGUUUGAAUUUUAUUUGCAGUUUACUGAUUAUGUAUAACAAAUAAAGAGUACGAUCCCACCAAAAAAUAAUAAAUGUUUUAAUGUGAAUUUAUUAUAACACGUGUCUUUAUAGUAUAUCACUAACGCUGUGUUCGAUUAAGAAAAUAUCGAUUUAAGAACCGGUGCCCAUGAAUGAUUCCAGAGUGAUUUUUUUAUUCUUGCUCAUUUUCUAUUUCCGUCCCUUCUUCGUAACGACUUUUAGGUUGGUAACAGUAAAUUAGGGGACAUACCCGAUUUUAUUAAUUUAAGUAUGUCCUUUAGGUAUUCUUGGGCUGUGAUGAGUACGUAGUUUGUACCUUGCUGCCUACAUUCUGAAAUUACCCGAAUUCAAUCACAUAAUCAAUUUAAUUGGUGUCAUUUUCGGAAGCACGUUUAAUAAAACAAUAUCAAACGAGGAACUAUAACAAAAAUAUAUGCUUUCCUACUUAUUUUUUAAGAAAAUUGUUAAUAACAAUAAGUCAAUUACCUUGAGAUUUUUCUAAUUAAUAAUAUGUUAUGAACGCCCACCGACUACAAUAAAUCAAUUUAAUAUGUCAUAUUUAAAGAAUAUUCUUUAUUUGUGUAUUUUUUUUUAACAGCGACCACAGAUUACUGUGGUUUUAUUGCCGCGGGCAAGAAUUUUUAAUGUCAAUAUAUAUUAUAUAUAUUAUCCUGACCCUCGGAGUUCCUGGGCUUCUCUAAGGUAACCCUUGAAAACACCUGUGUAAUAUAAUCAUCAAAAGCAAGUAAGAAAAUCCUGGUUGCUUCCAGAAAUAGCAUAAAAACCUGCAGCUAAAAUAAGUUUUUUAAGACCUUAUAGUAUUGUAGUACCAUCAUUCCCAAUCAUUUACUUUUACAGUACGCUGUAAGGGAAGGACUUUAAUAAAAGUAUACCCAUGUGAAA